AUGGAAAAACAUCUUCAAGUUCAACAACAACAACAGUUGAAGCUACCGUCGGGGUUCAGGUUUCACCCGACGGAUGUGGAGAUCAUUACCACCUACCUAGUACCCAAGGUGCUAAAGAAACCCUUCGACACUAGGGCAGUUGGGGAGGUGGAUCUGAACAAACAUGACCCAUGGGAACUCCCCGAGAUGGCAAACAUGGGGGAGAAGGAGUGGUACUUCUUCUCCCAAAAGGACCACAAAUACCCCACUGGGAUACGGACCAACAGAGCCACAACCGCCGGCUACUGGAAGGCCACUGGAAAAGACAAGGAGAUCUUCCACCCGCCAACCAUGAGUCUCAUCGGCACGAAGAAGACACUAGUCUUCUACAAGGGCAGGGCACACAAGGGGGAGAAGACCAACUGGAUCAUGCAUGAGUACAGGCUCGAGAGAGGCAAGCAGCCGGCACCCAACCUGCCCACUGACAUCACCAACACAUCCACCAUUAAUGCAUCUUCCAAGGAGGAAUAUGUGGUUUGUAGGAUCUUCCAUAAGAGCAUUGGACUCAAGAAGGUGGUUAUGUCAUCGUUCGCCAUGCCCAUGCCCAUGGUAGUAGAGCGGCAGCAUGGCUUCCUCGAAUCCAUUACAUUGCCUCCCCUCAUGGACUACAAUGCAUCAUCAUCAUUGGCGCCACCGUUGUCAGUGACUGCAUCUUCUUUGUACCAGCUACAAGCCACCGGGGCUAGCUUGUCGAUGAUGGAAGGUGUGUUUCUCCCAAUGAUGAAUGGCCACUACUUUGGUAACCACCACCACCACCAAAUGAUGGCCGUCCCACCAAAGCCGUCGAUACCAUUCUACCACCACCAGCAGCAGGAGCAACAACAACACCAGAUGAUGCAGAUGAUGUCGAUGGAUAUGAUUGUAGACCAGGGCUUUAUGGUCAGGGUCGAGCCUAGGAGCGAACCAUCAUCCAUAGUGUUGCAGGAGGAUUUCCUAAUUGCGUUAAGCAAAAAUGACCCAGGCAACGACACCACAACAACAUCUGACGAGAUCAUGUCAAUGAAUAUGGGGAUGGAUGGCAUGUGGAAGUAUUGA
This is a messenger RNA of Triticum turgidum subsp. durum (durum wheat), 1074 nucleotides long. Lineage: Eukaryota; Viridiplantae; Streptophyta; Magnoliopsida; Poales; Poaceae. The record is from the annotation of a GenBank genome assembly.